AUGAAUAACCAAAGAGAAAACCUCUCAGAACCAAAUCUGGUUAAGAACUCAAGAAGACAACAGUCGAAAGGUAGUGGAACACUACAGCAGAACAAUUCAUACCCAGUUACAAGAAUCCAAAAAGCUGAUCCAUGUGGUCAUUGUCCAAAAGAGUGGAUUACACACUCCAACAACUGCUAUUACAUUAGCACUGAAGGAAAACCAUGGAAUGAGAGUUUGAUGUUCUGUGCUUCCAAAAACUCUACCCUGAUCUCCAUAGAUGAAGAGGACAUGUAUUUGUUGCACUUCUUCCUUCCAUCUUCAUGGAUUAGAAGCUCCCAGAGAAUCAAUAAUAAUUCAUCUGUGUGGCCAAAAGGCACAACUUUCUUCUCCAAAACACCAGCAGUAUCUUCAGAGAGUGACAAGAAUUGUACAUUUUUCAUCUUCAGUUCAAAGAUAAUAUCUAAUGAAUAUUGCUUAGAAUUAAGACCAUAUGUUUGUAAGCACCAGAAGUUAGUUACCUAAUUUGGGGAUAACGCUCUGUCACCAUCUAAAGAACUAUCUAAUUCCUCCAAAAACA
This is a messenger RNA of Mustela lutreola (European mink), 559 nucleotides long. RefSeq names its product NKG2-C type II integral membrane protein-like. The transcript has 5 exons. Bases 1 to 504 code for a protein of 167 amino acids. Lineage: Eukaryota; Metazoa; Chordata; Mammalia; Carnivora; Mustelidae. The record is from RefSeq and is a predicted model, not a curated record. Gene Ontology annotation, biological process: stimulatory C-type lectin receptor signaling pathway; positive regulation of natural killer cell mediated cytotoxicity.